CCUUGAACGACUAGCUAACCUCUGAAAAGAGGUCUCAUCAGGUCCAACUUCCAUCCUUGGACUUCUCACGGCCGAGGCAGUUGCCGACCUUGUAAAAGAUGGAUACGGCGCUGCUGAAAUCGCAUCUGCUAUUGCAUUCAUGGUUGGAGUAUACUCCCUCGCCAUCGGCCUACUCAAGCUGGGAUUUCUACUUGACUUCGUCUCUGCACCUGUGUUGAGUGGUUGGAUUUCCGCUGUUGCUAUUGUCAUUGGCCUAGGCCAGGUUGGUUCACUUGUUGGACUCACGACAGGCAGUGGGACUGCAUCCAUCAUCCGUGACGUCCUUGGCCACCUGAACAGCAUCAAACCACUGACACUGUGUAUUGGGUUUACGAGUAUUGCAAUGCUAUAUGCUCUUGAGUUGAUGGGAAAGACCUGGGGAAAAAAGAACAAAUGGCUCAAGUUUGCCAGCACAAGUCGGGCUGUUAUCGUGUUGGCUGUCUUCACCAUCAUCUCCUACUUGGUUAACCGAAAUCGUACCAAGUAUGUAUGGCAGGUCACGGAAGUCAACACCCACGGUCUUCUUACUCCUACUACCCACAAGUCCUCUCUCCUACAAAAGGUUGUCCCCCGUGCCUUUGCCCCGUUUAUCGCCAUGGCAGUGGAACACCUGGGUGUAGGUAAGGCCUUCGGUCUCCGAAACAACUACAACAUCGACAAGAGCCAAGAACUUGUAUUCUUAGGUGCAGCAAACAUGGUCAACAGUCUCUUUGGUGCUCAGGCUUGCGGUGGUGCCAUGUCUCGCACAGCUGUCAACUCAGAGUGCAACGUCAAGAGCCCCCUCAACUUUCUUCUUACGGCUGGCUUUAUUAUUUUGACCCUUUAUGAGCUGGCGCCUGCACUCUAUUGGAUUCCAAAGGCAACUCUAUCAGCCAUCAUCAUCAUGGCUGUGGUGCAUUUGGUGUCAUCGCCACGGGUGUUUUAUCGAUACUGGAGAAUCUCUUUCGUCGACUUUGUUGCAUCGAUGCUUGGCCUUUGGGUUACACUGUUCACUUCCACCGAAAUUGGACUUGCUGUGGCCGUUGGCUUCAGCAUUUUAUAUACGCUAUUGCGACUAGCGUUCCCGCGUUGGGUCGGCCUAUCUCAUCACGAGACCGAAAAUGUACAUUGGUCUAUGAACAGAAUGUACUUUUCUUCAACAGAUAUUGAUGUUCCUGAAGAGGCGUAUUUGGUUCGCUUUACUGAAGAUGUGCUCUUCCCCAACGCCGAAAGAGUGAAGAACUCCAUCAUCGAGUCAGUCAAAAUCAACUUCGAGCCUGGCACAAAUAUUGUCACAGAUGUGAACACGAAAGAGAGAACGUGGAACCAGUUUUCAACAAAAAGGAUCCAGCGCAUUCGCAAAAGGAAGCACAUUAUUCCGUUCAUGGGGGACGAAUCGCCCCUACGGUUCGUUGUUCUAGACUUCGCCAUGGUUGGGUUCAUCGACACCACGGGCUUGGUAUCAUUGGUGGAAUUGAAAGCUGAACUUCGGCGAUAUAUCGGACUGGGCUUACAGUUUCGAUUUGUCAACAUGGCUAAGCCAGUCAGAGAACGAUUUGACCGGGCUGGCUGGAAGUUCGCCUCUGAGGGGGAGCAAAGAACAGAGGAGGCCGACUUGGUGUGCGCCUCACUCGAGUACGCGCUGCUUCGAAGCGAACGGGAAGCACGAAGUGAUAUUAUGAAAGAGAAGAUCAUCGAUGAUGUUUAAGGGAUAUUACGCCCUCUAUUGUUCUCUCAUGUGCUUUGAGCUUUUUACUAUUGCAACAGCUUACUUCGUUUCAACUACUGCAGAAUAUGUGGACAGUAUAACUCAACUAGUAUCAACGAAUCCGCGACUAAAUUCCCAGCUACAGUACAAGUGCUAUAAUAUGCAUUAAACCGGUUCAGUAGAGUAGCAUAUACUCUAUUCAAUUAUAUUGAUGCCAAUAAGGGAAAAUGAAAACUGGCCAAACCUCAUUCGUCGGCGAGUGUCCGUCGACGCCAAUGGCUGGCGUAUGGCGCACCUCCAUCGGUGCAUGAUUUGACGCCGUAAGCAAACAAACUAUUAGCCUCGCAUGUCUUUCUUCCGAGCCGCACUUCUGCAGCCUCAGAACUUAGCCGCUUUGCGGAGAUAGUUCGGCGUUGCUUUUGUGAGUUGGUACAGUUGCCUUCCCACUUCAAUUGCAUAUCUGAUCCGUGAAUCGUUGCAGCGCAUGCUAUAGCAGCAUCAGCGUAGUGCCGAACCCUACACUGCCGAUUCUAAUAUUUUUAUUCUUAAGAAAGGGGGCUAUGAAGUUAUUUCUCAAGUACUACACGUGCAAUUAUGACGCUAUAUCUAGUACACGUAAACGAAAUUGGGAUUCUCCCUGUCCGUCAUGUCGGUAAACGCAGUUGCGUUGUCCUUGCCCAGUCGAUCAUCACCCUGCUCUCGUAGCCUGGCUCGUUGCUGCUCCUUCUUCUUGUUCUCCCAGAUGAACGAGUAGCGGAUAGCCACAAACAGAAGAGUUGAGAUGAAGUAGCUACCCAAGAGUGAGCCAAUACCUAGGGGAUAUGAGGGAGCCUGCUCCGUCUUGUAGAAGAAGGGGCCGGCAAUAUUGCCAAUGCAUCCUCCGAAAAAGAGCAUACCCGAGACGACCAUCUUCUUGGACUGGCCAGCUGUGUUUGAGGUAAUGGUGGAAAUGGCCAACACGGCGGUGGCUUGGUACGAGUUCAACAGGUAG
Molecule: messenger RNA, 2717 nt
Organism: [Torrubiella] hemipterigena
Lineage: Eukaryota; Fungi; Ascomycota; Sordariomycetes; Hypocreales; Clavicipitaceae
Source: the annotation of a GenBank genome assembly